AUGACGGAGUUCAAUAUUCCAUGGGGGACCAUCCAAUCCCUCAGCCUCAUAAUCGCCCCAAUCCUUCUCCCUCGAAUAAUAAACUUCAUCCGUUAUGUGCGUGUCGCGAUCAUGCAGCGGCCAGCUCCGCGCCCCUUACCACCGGGCGCUACGCGCGCACUGAACGUCCUCUUCUUCUCGAUCCUCCUCUUCCUCUUCCUCAGUUUCCCCUCGAACCCGUUCUCGCCGGGCCCAAGUAUCUUCACCCUGACACGGUCGCGGAUCACUACCUCACUCGAGACGAUAUUCACUCGACUCGCCAGACAGAGACCGCUAACGGAGGCGGACGAGUUGCUCCGCACGAAGCUGAUCUCCAAGGAUGCGCGCCGGAUCUACCUCCGCUUUGGCGCGAAAGCACUGACUCAGUGCCAGUUCUGCAAGCUGGAUAACCCGAAUACGUAUGCGCUCUUCUACUACCCGGUGAACUCGCUCGUCCCGCAUCUACUACACAUGGCCGUCGUAGGCGUCGCGACGUCGGCAAGUUUCGCGGGCCGUGAGGCAGCGCGCUGGAGGACGAAGUUUACAAUUGCGGGGCUUCUGCUUGCGGCGGUGGAUCUCUACGUUGUGUUUAUGUAUGACCCUGUCAAGGGCGGGACUGAGGCCGUACGGGACGGUGUUGAUGUGCCGCGGGCGGUGUUUGCGACUAUGGCUGUUGUGCGGCCGCUGGUGUUGCUGUGUUUUGAUGUGGUGCUCGCGUUCUUCAUUUACGUUUCUGCUACGAAUCGAUGGUUUUUUACGCCGCCGUCGCAGGCGGAGGAGGUGGAGAGGGUGGUGUCGGCUUCGCUUGCGGCGCUUACCGGGGCGAGCUCGAAGUUGCAUGCUGUGAGUGUGACGAGGAAUGCGGUGGUGAGGGAUCGGGUCUUGAAGGAUCGGGACGAUGCGUAUUGGCGAACGGUGGUUGCGCUGGAUGGGGAGGGGGCGUCGAAGGCGCCGGCGGGGGUGUGGGAAGAGGAGGAGGUUGUCAGGGCCAUGUCCAAGGCGAUGGCGGGCGGGGGAGGAAUCGACCUCGCGAAGCUAGGCGUCAGUGCGGCGGAGUAUGUGAAUGCGGCCACGGCGGGGUUGGACAAUGGCCGGGUGCAGGGCGGUUCAUAA
Molecule: messenger RNA, 1131 nt
Organism: Aspergillus calidoustus
Lineage: Eukaryota; Fungi; Ascomycota; Eurotiomycetes; Eurotiales; Aspergillaceae
Source: the annotation of a GenBank genome assembly